UCCAUUUCAUCAAAUCUUUUCUUCUUCUUCACUCUCCAAAAACCAAAAUUCCAAUCAAAAGAUUCAAAUUUUCAAAAUCUUGAACAAAAUGGGCAUCUUCCACAAACACAACCAGUCAUGCACAGUAGCAGACUCCCACAAAAGAAUGCACAAAAUCUUCCUUAUCUGCAACUACAUUCUCCUAAGUGCCGCCUCCAGUUGCAUCUUCCUCACGCUCUCCCUCCGCCUCCUCCCGUCUCUCUGCGGGUUCUUCUUCAUCCUCCUCCACACUCUCACCAUCAUCGGCGCCAUCUCCGGCUGCUCCGUGGCCACCUCCGACACCUCGAGCAAGCUCUACGCUGCUCACAUGAUCGCCAACUCACUAACGGCUAUAUUCCAAGGUUCGGUUUCCGUUCUUAUUUUCACUCAGACCGGUGAUUUCUUGGGGUACUUGAAAUCUUAUGUUCGGCAAGAGGAUGGUGAGGUUAUUUUGAAGAUGGCCGGUGGGCUUUGUGUGCUGAUCUUUGUGUUCUUGUGGGUGGCUUUGACUCUGGCUUUUUUGCUGCGGUAUUAUGCUUUCAUUGAGGGCGGCAACGGCGGUGGCCACGGCGGUGCAACUAAUACAAGUGGCGGAGUUUAUCAUGAGGAGGAGUUGAAGAAGAAUUGGCCGUUGCAUCUUCAAGGUGUUUGAUUUGGUUUAGAGUUAAUUAGUUUAAUUAAUUCUUGAUUAAUCUCUCAUUUUGAUGAAUUAUUGUUGGUUGUACUGUUGUUGAUUAUUAUUUUGUUUGUAUUUCAUUAUUCUUUGAGAUGAAUUAAGUUUAGUAGUACUAUUGUUAUAUUACAUAUCAUGUAUGAUCAUGAAAAUAUUUAUAUGAUACUUUGAUUUGAUGA
Mercurialis annua (annual mercury) is the source of this 870-nucleotide messenger RNA. RefSeq lists its product as uncharacterized. The coding region runs from base 89 to 670 and encodes 193 amino acids. The record is from RefSeq and is a predicted model, not a curated record. The transcript has a single exon. Lineage: Eukaryota; Viridiplantae; Streptophyta; Magnoliopsida; Malpighiales; Euphorbiaceae.